ACGGUUUUGAAUUGCACAUAAGUAAGCAGAUACAUCUUUACCGUUACUAGUGAUUUAGAGUACUUCAAACUGUGCGAAGCUUUCUUGUUUUAUUGAGUUAAGUCAGAUUGAAAAGAAGGUGCAACACCACAAAUGGCAGAUUCUGAUUCCGAACUUAAGGCAUACAGAAUGAUAGUAUGCCUUGUAAAACAGGACGCCCAAACCACGAAGAAGCCAAGCCCGACUACUGCACCUAAGCCUACCGCUAAGCCGAAGCCAACGGCCAAACCGAAACCAAUUACUGGACCCAAGCAGACAGCUAAGCCUAAACCGACAGCUAAGCACAAGCUGACUGCUAAAGCCAAGCCAACAGCUAAGCCCAAGCCGACUGCUAAGGCCAAACCAACUGCUAAACCUAAACCAUCGGCCAAACCGAAGCCAACCGCACCGCCCAAGCCCACAGCCAAGCCCAAGCCAACGACCAGAGUUGCCGUUCGAUCACUAGUUCGCGAGCGAUUGAUCUCGAUCUCGAUAAAAAAAAAAUUGGAUCGUUUUGAUCGUUUCGAUUGAUCAAAAAUGAAAUGAUCGAUCGAUGAUCGAAAUCGAUCGAAUCGAUCGCGUUAAAUUUUUAUUAUUGUAUUUCUGUUUGAAUCUUUCCAGCAAUUACACAGCAAUAAACAGCAUUUUUUAGUGGGGUUA
This is a messenger RNA of Daphnia magna, 678 nucleotides long. RefSeq names its product histone H1-like. NCBI's taxonomy places the organism in Eukaryota, Metazoa, Arthropoda, Branchiopoda, Diplostraca, Daphniidae. The coding region runs from base 133 to 549 and encodes 138 amino acids. The transcript is spliced from 2 exons. The record is from RefSeq and is a predicted model, not a curated record.